Boleophthalmus pectinirostris (great blue-spotted mudskipper) is the source of this 3552-nucleotide messenger RNA. It is a transcript of the gene mettl25b, whose product is annotated as methyltransferase like 25B. The record is from RefSeq and is a predicted model, not a curated record. Gene Ontology annotation, molecular function: rRNA (adenine-N6,N6-)-dimethyltransferase activity. Gene Ontology annotation, biological process: rRNA modification. Lineage: Eukaryota; Metazoa; Chordata; Actinopteri; Gobiiformes; Gobiidae.
GCCCAGGAGUUAGCACGCUAGCUGUUGUUAGCGCUUGUCCACUGUUAGCGUGAUAGUUUUGAGUAAGAUUGUGGUUAUUAUGUACAUGAAGUUAAAGUCGUUUGAAUGAAUUACACUUUUAAGUUGAAUAAUUGCUUUAGCAACUGAACCGAUUCACAAGUUAAGCUGGGUUAAUAAAGAACGGAGCUAAGUUAGUGUUAGCAUUAACGUGGAAUCAAUACAAAACCUAUGCAAUUUCUUCCAAGUCAAAAUGAAGACAUGUUUAAACAAAGUCUUACUACAGAACAACAAAGAGAGCUGGCGACAAACCUCACCUCUUUCCUCUCGCAAUACAGGCACCUGUCCGACUCCUAUAUUAUCGAGUUUUUCACAGAGGACCUGUGGCAGACAUUACCCAGCAGCUGGCAGUCCGCCCUCAAACAUCUGUCUUUUCCACAGAUAGCAGAUCUGUUAUUAGAUUCUACCUGCCAAGACAGGCGGUACCCUUCAGUCUGGCCUCUGUCCCUGCUGGCGUUCAGGGCCACGGCUCAUGCUUUGGCCGUUUCCCAGGGAAGACAGCCACAAAGAGACCCUUCCUUUGGGACGGGGAAGCCAGAGGAGUUCCAUGAGAACCAGAGUCAGAGCUCACUGCUGGGACAUAUAUUCAGGAAACACGUCAAACCAAAGAAACAACAUGAAAUACGCAAGCUGGGCACGCUGGUGAAGAGAAUUUGUGACGAGACCGGCUGUGACCAAGUGGUGGAUGUCGGCUCUGGACAAGGUCAUCUCACUCGCUUCCUGUCCUAUGGCCUUGGACUGUCAGUGACUGCAAUCGAAGCUGAUCAACACUUGGUUUCCAUGGCAACUGUGUUUGACAAACAGUUGUUAUGGGCCUUGGAUAAAGAAAAGCAAAAAAGGAACUGCACCUUCCUGAUCCCAGACUCCCAUCCUCGUCAUGUGGCCGGCUGGGUCGACCCCAACUCUUCAUGGAGAGACUUCCUCAAACAGCUACAGUCAUCAUCACCCUGUGCCAGCCAAAGUCCGCCCACUUUCGGCCCACGUAAAAAGAAGUUAAAGGCUUCCAAGCAUGAAACAAAACUACAAGAUGUGGAAUCUAACCCACAACUCAAAGAGAUAACACAAGAAUGUUUGACUAAGAAUGAGCUGUCAUCUUUGAACUGCUGCCAACAAACUCAAAAUGUCUAUGAGGAAUCUGUGUGUAACAACCAGGAGAGCUUCUCAGACUUCGUCCUCACGGGCCUCCACGCGUGCGGAGACCUGAGCGCCACCCUCCUCCGCCAUUUCGUCAAGUGCCCACACGUACGCGGCAUCACGUCUGUGGCCUGCUGUUACAUGAAAAUCACCACCAAGGAGAACCCGACUCCUCCUGGGCUGGUUCAGUGCCCCUGCCCCACGUCCCUCACCCGGCACCAUUCGGAGUUAGGGUACCCCAUGAGCUGCUGGGUGGGGGGUCUGCCCGGGCACCAGCUGUCGUACAAGGCGCGGGAGGGGUCGUGCCACGCCAUAGAGGAUUACAUGAGGAGGCUGAGAGAGGGGAGCGAGCUGUUGAGGACGCACUGCUACAGAGCCAUGCUGGAGAGCUUCAUACGAGACGUGAGGCCGGACUUGAAGAGAGCCGGGAUCCAGACCAUCAAGAAGGCUCAUAUGUUACAAUUUACAGAGUACGCUGGUCUGGGGCUGGCCCGGGUGGGUUUGCCCUCUGACCUCCCCCUGGACCCAGCUCGUGUGGAGGCCAUGCUGGAGCACCAGGGCAGGGUGGUGGUGUUCUUCAGCCUGGCUCUGCUGCUGGCUCCGGUCGUGGAGAGUCUGGUUCUGCUUGACCGGAUCAUCUACCUACAGGAGAACGGUGUGGACAGUCAGCUGGUUCCUCUCUUCAACCCAAACUUCUCCCCAAGAAACUUUGUACUGGUGGCUCUGAAGCAGCACAGAUAAUCUGAGCACAUUUUGACAACGUUUUGCCUUUGCACUCUUUUUGUAUGCUUGUAUGGAGUUUCAGGCAUAUCAUGUUCUUAUUUAUUUGGCAAUGAAGACUUGUCAUGUUUAAUGGACAUUUAUAAUUAUUAGUCUACUAUUAUGUUUUAACCCAAAUUGAAAGUCUUAAAGGAACCACGUGUAAGAUUUUUAUUUAAAAUUCCAUAAACCUGACCUAACUGUGUCCCCAAAUAUGAGUUCAAAUCAAAUAUUGCUUUUACUGAUAACAGUUGUUGAAUAUUUUUAAAAAACAGAAUACGACUGACUUGCUAGUGUUACCAAAAUGUGUGCACUGCAGUGAAGAAGAGAAGAGAUUUGAGGCACUCUGCAAUAUGAAAAAAAAGAAAAAUUAAUUAAUUAACAGUCCUUUGUUACAGCAUGAACAGCCAAAGUUUAUCAUUGUAGAUUUUUUUUUAGGGUUUACAAAACCUUAAAAGAGUCUCUCACGAUUGGGUUAAAGCUGCACUAUGUCACUUUUCUGGUUUGAUUUUGUGCAGUUAUUGUUUUGUCCUGGAAUGUUCUACAGUGUGGCAUUUCAUUCAACUAUCUCUAUGGAUACAAGUAGACCAAUUUACUGGUCAGAUAUGUGGAGAAGUGGGUCUGCUUUCAGUAAGAAUACAUGUCUUUAUGGUAGUUUUGAUUAAAAAAAAAAAAAAAACUGUAAAUGAAUAAAUACAAGAUAUAUUUGUUUAAUGCCAUACUGUGGAACAUCUGAGGCAAAGCACUGCCAGCACAAUGAGACAAGCAGAUGGAAAAGGUACACAGUGCAGCUUUAAAUUUGAAAUCAUGGUUGCCUUUAGUUGGUGUUGAGUGAAAUCAACCUUUGCAGAAAAAAAACAAAUUGUCAAACUUUGAUGCAAGCUGCAUAGCUGAUUUCAUUUUCUUUCUUUUUAAUUUUUUUUUUACGUAUAAUGUCAACAUCUGUGUGUGAAAAUGCUGCAUUUCACCACUUGAUGGCACUGUUGAUGCAUGAUUUCACUUUUAACAGCUUUAUUUGAAAUCCGAGACGCCCACAUUUUACACACCUUGUCAACUUAACAUCUUGAUUCUGAAAUAGUUUUACAAUCCCCUGUUUUAUAAUUGACAAAGCUUGUGCCUCUUUAUGAAGCUAUUGAAUUUCUCCAGACAGGAUUAAGUUCACAGCGGCUGGGCCCAACAAUGGACAGGAGGGUUUAAGCUACAUGGGUCAAUUAAAGUCAAGCCACUGUCAAUGAGCUACACAUUUACAAAGAUGUUAAAGGUGCAAUGUGUAACUUUUCUUGUGGGGUGUCCGCUACCUGCAUGUAUAAAUGACGAAGUUAUUGUUUGGCCUGGAAGGUUCCACAUGGGUGUUGUUACCUUGAAAAAAUAUACAUUGUUAACGUGUGUGGGGUCACUUGUCCACAGAUCUCAUCAGUAUUUUAUCGGGUGGCAUCGCCUGCUUGUCUCCGUGGAGUUAGACGUAUUAAUGCCAUACUGUGGAGCACUCUAGCCAAAACGAAAACAAGCAGCCACUUUAAAUUAUGCAUGGAUUGAUUAAGUUGUGAAGUUAAUUUUCUGGAAUCCUCUAGUUAAAGAAUUAAAACUUUUGGAGUGCGUUUA